CACCUGGGCAUGGACACACCGGCCGCUGCCUGUUAUCAUCCACGCAGUACUAUGAAGCAGCCCACAGUGCCCUCCCUUCUCUCCCUCUCCAUCGUGCCCCCCGCUGCCUACCUGCCUCCUCUCGCCACCUCCUGGUCCUCGGCAAGUGUUCUCUCCAACGCGCCAGCCAGCCAGGGAAGGACAGAGGGAGAGAGAGAGCUUCGAGGCCCUGUUGAUUGGCGUUGGGAAGUUCGUGUCAAGUCAUCCCGCGCCGUGUCCCCCAGGAAGGCCGCGGCGCCGCACGUGUUGUUUCCUGGCGUCUUUUCGGGACAACUUGGAAGACGGCCAAUACCUGCUCAUCAUCAACUGCUUCCCUUAAGGGGCGUGGGGGAGGGGGAUGGGGCGGCCCGGCGACCUGCAGCCCCGCCCCGCACACCUUGCAGAGCGUGGCGGGGCUGA
This is a messenger RNA of Eriocheir sinensis (Chinese mitten crab), 438 nucleotides long. RefSeq lists its product as uncharacterized. Bases 10 to 438 code for a protein of 142 amino acids. The record is from RefSeq and is a predicted model, not a curated record. NCBI's taxonomy places the organism in Eukaryota, Metazoa, Arthropoda, Malacostraca, Decapoda, Varunidae. The transcript has 6 exons.